Molecule: messenger RNA, 357 nt
Organism: Medioppia subpectinata
Lineage: Eukaryota; Metazoa; Arthropoda; Arachnida; Sarcoptiformes; Oppiidae
Source: the annotation of a GenBank genome assembly
AUGACUUGGGCCCAAUUGGACGUACACUCAAACGCAACGCUCAAUGAUUCACUUCAGGCAUAUUCUAGUGGACUAAUUGAGGGCCAUUUGACGGCAGAUCUGAUUGACUUCCACUGGAAUAAUAAUAUCCAACAUUAUUGCGAUAAUUCCUCACAAUUCUGCGAUAUAUUGUUUCCAUUCAUUGAGAAAAACGUUGAAUUCAUGAAAACGGAAAUUAAAAAAUACGCCAAAACUGACGAAUAUUGGCAUCAAAUAGAGCUCUCAUUAAUACAGUUGACGGGCAUUGAAGACGGGUAUAGAGCGGCUCGCGAUGGCGUCCAACCACUCGGCGCUCGCAUUGAUUUGUCAGCAAACGGU